AUGCCGCGCUUGUACGUCAUGGUGAACCUGCUACGCAAACACCUCCACGUGAGCGAGCAGACGCCGGUGGUAGAGCUGAUCAAGGAGGGAUACACCAUCUGCAACUGGAGCUACUCCCCCGAUGAAGGGAUAGGCGACCCCGUCACCAAGUUGUACAAAGCGAUCGUCCCCUCCAGCGAACGUAGGAAGUACGAAGAAUCUGGGGAAGCGUCGGGGGACCCUCAACCACCCGAUGCUGGGCAUGGUCCAGCCACGGCUUCACCGUCGUCGUCGGCAGCGGCAGCGGCAGCGGCAGCGGCGAAGGCAUCACCAGCAGCGCAAGCUGCAUCAUCGUUGUCCUCGCCAUUACCAGCACCUUCAUCACUAGCGUCAUCUGUGGCACAUCCUCCACAUCAAUCGCCACUCUCAGCUCAACAUGUCCCCAGGGAAAGCCCUGGAUCCAUCGAUGAGGACACAAGCACAUCUGCAAGCAAGCGUGCUCGAUCCGAUCCGAACAGGAUCGAUUUGACUCGGGUCAGCACUGCUAAGGAAGCAGAAGAAGUAGCCAACAGUUCCUCGCAUACGUUAGACCAUUCCUCCUUCUUUGUGGAUCGCAGGUGGAAAACAAGACCCGAAUGCACCGACUACAUAAAGAAGAUCAACAUCCUGCAUGGCGCCCGGCAGGUUUCGUGCAACUCUGAGAACAAAAUGCACGGCAAACGUGGGUACUUCAUGAAAUGCACUUCUCCCGGCUGCAGAUAUGAGCUCCGGGUCAAGAAGAAACAGUCCUCAGACCCUUCGAAAUCAUACUUCUGGAUCUGUGAAGAAGACAGCGUAAUGUCGCACGAGCCCAUUCUUUGCGCCUCCAAAGCAAAGGCCACGGUCAGCUUCCUUUUGAAGAAUGGAUCGUUCCGCUCCUGGAUACAGGCUGCUGCUGCAGAUGGUGCUAAUGGUGCUCGGGUAACAGCCAAGGAGCUGCAAGAUAAGCUGCAGCUGGAGCUGGGCGUUCAGGCGACAAUUCCUGUGAUCUAUGGCGCAAGGAAAUGUCUGGAGUCGGGGACAUGGAUGGAGUACGAGAGUUCUUUCAAUCUUCUGCCCGCAUGGCUCUCGGCCUAUUGCAAGUGCAAUCGCGGCAGUUUCUAUAUCUGUAAUCCUCCACUUGGCGAGGGCGGCGCAGAGGGGCCACCGAUGCUCGAGCAGUGCAUGUUGGCGAAUGGAACUGUGCUGCAAAUCGUCAAGCAAUGCGGAUUGAGAGUGUUGAGGCAGCGUUUCUCUCGCUUCAAGCACAGAUGGUUCUCGGGCAAAGCUUUGGUGGUUGACGGAUACCUGCCCGACGGAUCGAUCCUUCCGAUUGCUGCUGCUAUCUUUCCUGGUUGGCAUGCACGUGAGGAAACAGUAGACGCUGAGACUGCAGCGAAUGCAAGCUUUGUGUGGGAGGAGCUAAAGAAGUCUGAUAUGGGAGAGUGGCUUUUGCCAAGUGCUGGCUCUUUGACAGUCAUGACGGACCUUGAUUCUGCGAGCCUUCCUGCAAUCAAGCAGAGUCUGCCUCAUGCAAACGUCAUAUACUGUUGCAGGCUGCUGCUUUCGAAUGUGAACGCAUUCUGUAGAAAAAAGGCGCGAGCGCAACUGCAAACCAUCUCCAAUGACGAGAAACAGUCCGCAGAAAUCUUAUUUUGGAAAGCUCAGGCAGCGGACAACCUGCAAGAUUUUUUUUCCAAGAUGGACGCGAUUGGAGAAGCGAAUAGAACUGCAAAGGAUUACCUUGACAAAGCAAAUUUCGCGCAGGCUAAAAGUCACAUUCCCCGGGAGGAGGACGAACAGUGCUCCAUCAGAGCUGUCAGGACGUACGGGAUCAACUUCCAACACCCUGAACAAAGUGAACCCCCUCGGCCGAACGAAGUCUUGCCCAAGGACGUCUCCCCUAUGAGGUUCUUCCAAGAGCUGGCAGAGCAAUGGUUGGAAGCUAUGAACAAGCUGCACGCUUCGUACCUGCAACUGACACAGAAGCUCCCGGACGGCAGCGACCAUGUUUUCAUUUCAGAGAGCUUGACGCACGAGUACACCAGGCACUACAACCAACAUCUGCGCAUGAAUGUGCCACAAAGAGCAUCCAGUGAGCAGAUGGUCUUAGUUCGUGCCAUGGGGGAAAAUGGGAUGUUGGAGUCUUUCUCUGUGAAUUUCAGAGAAAAGUAUUGCUCUUGCUCCUUCUGGCAGCUUACCUCUCGGCCGUGCGCGCAUGCUAUGGCUGCUUCGCGAAAACUUGGGAUAGCAGCAGGAGACAAUCGCCUGAUGAUCACGAGCUUGUAUGACAAGGUGUGGCUAGCAAGCAACUUCACAGAAGCCCCGGCGCUGAAAGACUUGUUCUUCGGAUAUAUCCCGGACACCAAAGACGUGCUUCCCCUGGCUCAGGGGUACCGUCCCCCACCAGUGGAUCAUUUUGUACUCGGGGAGUCACAUGGAAAGUCGUCGGAACAAGAACGGCGACCUCGACCGCCUGCUAAGCAGGCAAGGGAGCAGCUGAUGGACGGAGAUGAAGUGGACCCGUCGGCGCAGGAUUCGUCCCAGGGAUCAAAGAAGAAGAUUUGUCGUUCAUGCGGACAAGCUGGGCAUAACGCGCGAACUUGCGAUGGUACGGGGAAGCUAAGGGAGGGAACUAGGAGGAGGAAGCAAUCCGUCAAGAAGAAUGUCAGCGAGCCUGAGCAGUCGAGGUCUCAAGAUGCUGACGGUGAAGAUGUGCAAAGAAGCUCUCCGGCCGCUCAUGAAGCCGGGCCUGUGACGCAGGAGCCUUAG
Molecule: messenger RNA, 2769 nt
Organism: Guillardia theta CCMP2712
Lineage: Eukaryota; Cryptophyceae; Pyrenomonadales; Geminigeraceae
Exons: 6
Coding region: 1-2769 (922 amino acids)
Molecular function (GO): nucleic acid binding; zinc ion binding
Source: RefSeq, a predicted model, not a curated record